Molecule: messenger RNA, 3945 nt
Organism: Funneliformis geosporum
Lineage: Eukaryota; Fungi; Glomeromycota; Glomeromycetes; Glomerales; Glomeraceae
Source: the annotation of a GenBank genome assembly
AUGUCUAAAAUUAAUAGAACUACACUUAAGGUCUACUAUUCAAACCUUACCCUUUUGCUCGACUUUCUUCGCCUCAACCAAGACGAAAACGUCGAGUUACUCAAGGAAGAAGAUGAAUUCGAAUACAAGAGACUUCUUACAAACACAGUUAUAACUGCUGAUACAACUCAAAGAUUCCCUCGAAUUACGAGGGAGAAGCAAGAUUUGGGCCCUAAGAGAGGUUCUGGCCUUGACUCUACUAUAAACCAAGCCAUUGCUAUCCUGGUUAAUCGUUCUGACAAUAAGUCGGUUAGCAACGUAAUACGUUUUGGGUUUGCUCAGCCAAAAUCAUUGAACUUACAAGGAUUUAGAAUAACCGGCAUCAACUCCACAGUUGAUUAUUUGAGAAAAUCAAGAGCCUGGUUUAAACUUUAUAUGAGGAUCGGCCAUGAACCUAUGAUUUUCUUAUUAACAAAUUUUUCUAUAUUCCUUGAACUUCCAAAUGGAUGCUACGUUCAAUUAGCAGGACCAGUUAUAAGCUGUUUGCCAAUACCACAAAGAUCGCCAUCUUUUAAGAACGCCUUUGAGGCUGGUCCAGUUCUUCACCCACAAAUUUCUACAUCAGACCCUUCUCAGAAUGAAGAUAUACAAACUUAUACUCAAGAUGGUUAUACGCUCUCUCAGAGUUCUGGUAUAAAUGGGUCACAAAAUGUCAGCCAAAAUGAUAUUACAGACGAUCGAACUACUUCCUGGAAAAGUAUGCUAUCGCAGGACAUCAAUCCCAUCUCUAAACGUCGAAGCGAUGUUCUUACCUUUUUCAGAAAGCUACGCGAAGAAGAUAAUAAAGCAUAUUCACAAAACUAUGUUUCGAGUUCAUCAAUCCCUUCUCAAAAUAUUAGUGAGAUCAGCUCACAAAAUACUACCCUUUUUUCGUCUCAAAAUACCCAUGAGACAAGUUCACAAGUCACACUGUAUUCUACAAGUUCUGGAGUUGAUAUGCUUUUCGAUGAGAAUGAGUCUAGUAGCAUUAGCAAAGGGGAACCGCUUAUUUCGGACAUAAUCUCAAAGGAUAACAUUUCAUUUGGGCUAAACGACAGGGUCAGGACAUGGAUAGAAAAACCAAGACUGAUAGAAGCCAUGCUUCCUAACAAGGAAAAAAUUAUUGAAAAUGAAGGCAUGAAAUUAAUUCCUGCUGAACAAAAAAGUAAAGAAUCAUUAUCAAAUUACGACAAGUUUAAAGAAAAGACUAAAGGAGCUUUUCUUAAAAUUAUGGAUGCAAUGCAUUCCGAUAAAAAGACUAGGAAAGAAGAUACAGAAUCAUGUCACGUUGAGAUUAGCGAUGAGUCUACCAUGUUGAAUGAAAAUAAAAAUUCGGAGAUUCCGAAAAAACGUCCAAUCGAGGAUGUUCAAGAAACAUAUAAGGCUAUCAUUUUGAAUAAUCAUGAUGUGGUUAAAGUAAGCACGGUAACAGGUGAUGUCAAAGAAACUGAAGAUAUUGUAUCAAAAACUUCCGAUGUCGAUAACGAGUUGGCCGUUUCAAAAGAAGAUAGUUAUCUUAAUAAUCAUAGGAAACAUUCAAUAGAGGAUGCAAUUUUGAACAAAGAAACCUCUUCUAAAGCAAUCGUUUUGAACGACCGCAAAGUUUUAAAAAUAACUAACACGGUCUCUUUAUCAAGUUUAUGCUUUUCCCGGUCGAUCAUGUUUUUCAGUCCUCCAAUAUAUAAUAAUUAUGGCCUUCCGAAAGAACACAUCCUUAACGUAGCAAAAUUUUCUAAUGAUAUGCUGGAUUCCGUGAUACGUUAUAUUUUUCCAAGGCAAUUUGGCCUCAGUAACGCAUUCACUAAUGAAGAAGCUUUGUCUCCUGGUGAAUUAUAUCACAUUUAUAUGAAUAGAACGGAAUUCAAUAAAUCGCAUUGUGAAAUUCCGGAUCGUCUACAACAUAUUCUUCCAUAUAUUGAUAAUAUAAUCAAGCGACAUAAACGGUGUCAUUAUAAAAAUUUACUCGACACUCACUGUCCAAUAAAAGUUGUAGACGAAACAAAUGCAAAUGAAAAUUGCUCGAAUUACAACAAUUCUUAUCAGGUUGCAAAGUUUGUUAAUUCAGCAUUGGAUUUCAUAAUACCAUUAGAAUUUUGGGGUAACAAAAAUAACAAGACUGUAAUUUAUAAGAUGGUCAAGGUUUUUAUUGAGCGUCGUCGUUUUGAUGCUUUAUCGAUGCAUGAAGUUCUUCAAGGUUUUAAGAUAAAGGAGUGCCAAUGGCUUGUGCCACCAGGUAGUGGAAAUUCUUGCAAUAGCGUGGAAGCGUUGAAACGCUCGGAGAUAUUGUAUGAAUUUGUCUGGUGGACUUUCGAAUGUUUUGUAAUUCCGCUUCUCAAGCUAAACUUUCACAUAACGAAUAGCAUAACGCAAAAAUAUCGGCUUUUCUACUAUCGACAAGAAGUUUGGUCAGAGAUGUCUAAACGAAGUCUCGAACCUUUGUUAGAUUCUGUAUUUGAAGAGAUUCCAUCAGAGAUAGUGUCUGAAAUGUUAGAAGUCAAGAAAUUGGGUUGUUCUGAAUUAAAGUUUCUUCCUAAAGAUGAUAAAGGGAAGCUUAGACCUAUUGUUAAUAUGAGACGUCCUAUGCAUAAAAAUGCAGAUAUAUCUAGCAAAUCCACUCGCAAAAAUCUGAAAAAACCACAAUCAAUUAAUGCUAUUUUGAACACAACUUUUCAAAUUUUAAAACAUGAGAAGAAAAAUAACCCAUUGUUAAUGAGUGGGUCUGUCUUUAGUUAUAAUGAAGUCCAAGAUCGCUUAAUUCGGUAUAAGAAGGAUUUGGCUAAUAAAGCUAAUAAAGGCAAUUUUGAGCUUUACUUUGCUAAAGUUGAUGUAAAAUGCUGUUUUGAAUCAAUCGAUCAAAGUAAACUCAUGGAAAUAAUUCACGCCAAUGUUUUCACCGAAUCACAAUAUGUAGUAAACCGGUAUGAAAUGGUUCAUCCAAAAGGGGGCGAAAUUCGUAGAAGGAAUGGUCUUUAUGUCCAUAAUGGAGAGGAAUUCGUAAUAUUUCCAAAAUAUGCUGCCGAAUUGGCCCAUAGAUACAAGAAUGCGAUCCUUGUUGAGAACAUAAAAGAAUCAUAUAAUGAUCUAGGAGACGUCCUUGACCAGCUGGAAGAGCAUAUUCAACAAAAUCUUAUAAAGUCCGGAAACAAAUAUUAUUUACAAAGGGUAGGCAUUCCGCAGGGGUCAAUAUUGUCAUCGUUAUUGUGCAGCAUUUACUAUGGAGUUAUGGAGCGAUCAGAACUCCUAUCUGUAAAGAACAAUGAUGGAGUUUUGCUCCAUUAUAUUGACGACUUCUUGUAUAUUAGCACAAACAAAGAGGAUGUCAUAAAAUUUAUAACGGCUAUGUACAAAGGGCUUCCUGAAUAUCGGUGUAUUGUUAAUAAGAAUAAAAGCAUGGUUGAUUAUUCUCGAUACUUAACCACACAUAUUGCCAAUAUCUUGACUAUGACUAUUAAGAAAGGAAGUCAUAGUGAAUUUUUAAAACAAAAAAUGCUAGAAACUGUAGCAACAAAAUCUCAUUAUAUCUUUUAUGACGCUUCGUUGAACACCAAGGAAAACAUCUUGUUGAAUAUAUACCAGAAUUUUCUCAUGGCUGCAAUGAAAUUUCAUAAUUAUGUGAAAGAAAUGUCUAGGCAGGGAUCACAAAAAAACGAAACAUUUGAAGCUGAAGUGGUUCGAUACACCUUUGACUCGGCGUAUCGGGUGGUAUUGAACAAAUCUGGGAAUAGUAGAAGUCCUCUUAAAAAAGAUGAAGUUAUGUGGCUUGGUGCUCAUGCAUUUCGACACAUUUUAGGAAAAAAACAAGAUCAUCGGGGCGUACUCGUCUAUCUCGAGAAACUUCUUGAGGAUUCCCCUGUAAAAAACAGUAAACUUCUAAAUGCUGUAGUUGAUUUGAACCUCUCAUCAGUCUUUAAUAAAAUUAAAUUUUAA